Molecule: messenger RNA, 1496 nt
Organism: Daphnia carinata
Lineage: Eukaryota; Metazoa; Arthropoda; Branchiopoda; Diplostraca; Daphniidae
Product: protein artichoke-like
Exons: 5
Coding region: 151-1395 (414 amino acids)
Cellular component (GO): extracellular matrix
Molecular function (GO): protein binding
Source: RefSeq, a predicted model, not a curated record
CGAGGGGAGUGCCAUCCGUUAUACCCUAUUCAGUCUUCGGGUAAGGUAGUCUGACUUGAUUUGUUCGUUACAUAGAUUCUUUUUAAAAGAGUUAGUAACCUGUAGGUUCUGUACGAGAAAUCCACCGAGCACGUGACAUAGGAAACAGAGAUGCGGAUUAGAUGGAUCACUGCUGUUCUGUUGCUGGCAUUACUGGCUACCUGUUCAGUUGAUGCUCAAAAGCGUCGCAAAGGUGAAAAGAGAAAAGAAUCUGAGGCGACGACAGCUGCACCAGCGCCCGAAGCUAGAGGUGGAAGACAACGUGGAGGUCGUCACACGACCACCACUACUACAACUACGCCGUCUACCACUACUUUAGCUUUGCCUGAGGAAGAGAUAGAGGAAGAAGUCCAGAUAACCAACGAAUCUCGGACGCCCGUAAAUGUUUGUCCACCCGAAUUGAAGCCUCAAGAGGGAAAGGUUCUACCAUGCACCUGCCGUGAUGAAUUGGACGAAAAUACUCUGAUGGUAGAAUGCGUCGCUCUCACAAGUGGGCAGCAAAUGCAUAAGAUUUUCAACACUUUGCUUCUCGGUAAGCGGAUUGACGGACUAGAAGUACGCAACUCGACUAUUGGACCCCUGGUGGCUCGCCAAACUGCCCAAGCUUAUGUUGGAAACAUCCUGAUGAGAGGCAAUCAAAUUACCGAACUUGUCCCUGGUACCUUCCAAGGAACUGAUCAAAUUGUCGGCCGUCUAGACCUCAGUUCCAAUCAGCUUUCUAGAGUCAAUUUUUCCAUGUUUGACUCGUUCACUCAACUCCAGGUCCUGAACUUGGGUGAAAAUCAAUUGACAAACAUCGAAGAUGCUGGUCAAGCACCCUCCCUAAGGGUACUUUAUCUCUAUUCCAACAGGAUCGACACAAUCGCUCCUAACGCUUUCCGGAAGCUUGGGGGUCUUGAAUAUCUGGAUCUUCGCUGGAAUAACUUGCAAGUUUUGGCUCCAGGCGCUUUACAUGUCACUUCUUAUCGUUGGCAGUUACGUUUGCGCGCCAAUCAGCUAAGCUCACUGGAAAAGGCAUUUGCGGAAGAUAAGAUGCCGUAUCUUGUUGACCUAAGCCUAAACAAUAUCGGUUCCCUAACUGACCGCGUCUACGGACCACUGAUCGACUCGGCAAUACUCGAAGGAUCCAAAUUUUACGUUGCGGGCAAUCCGAUUAUCUGUGAUUGCAGUCUUUCUUGGUUAAUUAAAAAUGCAAGACUACUAUCCAUUGUAGUGGGAGCGAGAUGCGAUGGUGACGGGACACACAUCGCUGAUCUUAACCAGGAUGAUUUCCGCAAAUGCCCUGCUCCACGGCCGUGGAAAUCCCCCGUAGAUAAAGCCCUGGAAGAUUUGGGUAAAGAAAUUGAUGCGCUGUAAAGCUCACCAUUAACAAGAAUUGUCAGAAGACAAUCGAACAACGGCUGAAGACGUUGAUGUCCCGUAGUAAUGAUCUUGUGGAAUACAACCACCAGCAAAUC